AUGCCUCCACAAGAAGUGGCUCUUGGUGAUUUUCAAUUUGGAAAAUGCAUUGGUGAAGGUUCGUAUUCAAAGGUUUACAGGGCGAUUUCCAAGAAAACGAAUCGAACAUUUGCAGUCAAGGUGAUAUCGAAAGCCCAUAUUGAGAGAGAAAACAAGCAGAAGUACGUAAAUAUUGAAAAGGACACGCUGAGUGUUCUAGGGUCACAUCCUGGUGUUGUCGCAUUAUAUUACACGUUUCAAGACUUAAAGUCACUUUAUUUUGUCAUAGAUUUCGCUGAGCAUGGCGAACUUUUAUCGCUAAUAAGGCGUCUGGGCACUCUAAGUGAACCAUUGACAAGAUAUUAUAUGAUACAGCUGAUAGACUCGUUAUCAUUUGUCCACUCUAAGGGUAUUAUUCACAGAGAUUUAAAGCCAGAAAAUAUUUUACUUUCCCACGACUGGAAGUUAAUGUUGACGGACUUUGGUGCCGCAAAAAUUUUAAAUAAGACGGAUAAACAAACAUUUGCUGAAACAAAUUCAUCUAUCGACACAUACAAUGGUCCUUAUGUCAACAAAGGGGGAUCUUUUGUCGGAACAGCGGAAUAUGUGUCGCCAGAAUUACUUAAAUACAAUAUAAGUGAUUACUCUGGGGAUAUAUGGGCAUUAGGAUGUAUAGCGUAUCAAAUGAUUGUGGGUCAUCCACCCUUUAAAGGUAGUGAUGAGUAUGAUACUUUUGACAAGAUUGUCAAUUUGCAGUAUGGCUACCCUUCCGGAUACUUUAUUCCCGUAGUCAUAAGAGAUUUUAUACAGCAUUUAUUGGUACUAAAGCCUGAAGAUCGAUAUACGUUGGAUGAUGCAAUGCAUCAUAAAUGGUUCUGCGAUGUGAAUUGGGGUGACAGUGAUUCCAUAUGGCGACGUCCAACACCGAGACUCGACAGUUAUAAUCCGAAAGUAUAUGAGCUGAAUUACCGUUUACGACAUUCUCCUCGCAGGCCAAAGAGACUCACACCAGAUCAAUUGCUUUCUGUUCCUGGAUUUUACUCGGAUUUGGGAGGAAUGGAUGGAUUGCCAAUGUCGGUUCCUAAAGGAGCAAUGAGGGUACAAGCUAAAGCACGGAAAAAGUUUGGACAACAGCCAGCAGGUGUUAAAAUGCCAAUUUUAGGUGGAGCGCAGACUGCAAGUGUUGAUGCAUACAACCAUCCCCAGAUAGUACCUCGAAUCAUGACAAAUAUUCCACGAUCUGCACAAUCUGCUCCUGUUAGACCAUUGGCACAGCCUUGCUAUCGAGGUAGAGAUGCCACUUCAACUCCUGCGACACCGAUUUACAAAUCUGCUGGAGUUGUUUCUCCAGUUGAAAAGCCACAUUGCGCCCAAGCUUCUUAUAAUGAUAAGGAGAUUAAUAGGCCAAAUAAUGAUCCAGAGCUCUCCUUUCUGCCAAGAAAUCCUUGUAAUAAGCACGAGAAACACUUAUCAAUUCCCGCCAAAGACGAAGUUUACCGUUCUCUUGGUAAUAACUACUCUGGUGGAAAUCAGAAAGCACGAACUAUGGCUAGCCCGGAUGCAAUAAAAGCAGCUGGAAGUGUUUUUGCCGCUGCUUGCUCAUCUCAGAAUUGCUCAAAAAAGUCACCGGUCUCUAAAGAUGCAGCAAGGAAAUUUGUAUGUGAUGGAUCUUCUCGUAUUGGCACAAAAUCUGCAAUUCCCAAGGAUAUAUCUGACAAACUUACCAAGGAUGAAAGCAUUAUCAAGUUGGACAAAAUUUUUAUAUCAAGAUUGGUGUAUGAGGCGGGUAGGGUUACAUCUAAAGGCAAAGCUCUUGAUGAUGUUAUUCUUAAUAAAAUCAUUACAGAAAACUGUCAAACCCUAAAUGAAGACAUUAAAGCAUGUAUCCUCAUAAUCACCACCCAUGCUCGAAUGUUUGUCUAUAAUAUUCCUGGUGGAAAAAAAUGUCCGGAUGAUUAUUCACAAGCGGUCGAAAUUCGUUUAACCAGCAAGAAUGUUUCAAUGUAUGACUAUGAGUUUAAUGAAGAGUUAAAAGAAGGGUAUUUAAUUCUAGAGCUUAUGAACAGUUGUACUUUGUUUUUUCUCAGUACGUACAAUCAUGACGCUGGUUCUGAUGAGUCUGAAGGUAAUGUUCUGGGUUUCAGAGUAAACCCUUCUUUAACUUGGGUUCAAGCACUGAUGCAGGCAAGAAAGCUCGUUAAGGAGAACAAGCAUACCUUGCAAAAGAAGGAUGCUAAUAAUAAUUCCAAAAGAAUUGAUCAUCACCGACAUGCAUCUUCGGUCAGCACAAAGUCUGACACAUAUGUCAAUAUGCGGAAAAAUAAUCAAUCUGAAAGACAAGCAUAUGGUGUUACCGAAGGACUUAAGCAUAUGCAUAUUAAAUCGCAGCCAGCAUUUUCAAAAGACGCACUUGCAGCCGCAGGUGUUGUUAUAAGAAAUCAUCACAAGUGA
Molecule: messenger RNA, 2430 nt
Organism: Brettanomyces bruxellensis
Lineage: Eukaryota; Fungi; Ascomycota; Pichiomycetes; Pichiales; Pichiaceae
Exons: 1
Coding region: 1-2430 (809 amino acids)
Biological process (GO): intracellular signal transduction; peptidyl-serine phosphorylation
Molecular function (GO): ATP binding; protein serine/threonine kinase activity
Source: RefSeq, a predicted model, not a curated record